Parathielavia appendiculata is the source of this 1566-nucleotide messenger RNA. RefSeq names its product DEAD-domain-containing protein. The transcript has 4 exons. Gene Ontology annotation, molecular function: mRNA binding; ATP binding; RNA helicase activity. The record is from RefSeq and is a predicted model, not a curated record. Gene Ontology annotation, cellular component: nucleolus; catalytic step 2 spliceosome. Lineage: Eukaryota; Fungi; Ascomycota; Sordariomycetes; Sordariales; Chaetomiaceae. Bases 116 to 1321 code for a protein of 401 amino acids.
UCAACUUCAAGUUCACCCGAGACGCAUUACCAGGGCUUUCGUCGAUCGACAAAUUCAGCCUCCAAACAACAACUGAUACACGAGACCAAGGGCGAUAGCCAAACCGAUCAUCAUAAUGGCUGACGGCGCUGGUAUUGACCGCAAGGCCGAUGAGAAAAUCCAGUUUUCGACCUCGAAAGAGGUCACGGUCCAUCCGACCUUUGAGUCCAUGUCGCUGAAGGAAAGCCUUCUUCGCGGCAUCUACGCCUAUGGAUACGAAUCGCCGUCUGCCGUCCAGUCCCGCGCCAUCGUCCAAAUAUGCAAAGGCCGCGACACCAUCGCCCAGGCACAGUCCGGUACGGGUAAGACGGCGACGUUUGCUAUCAGCAUGCUUCAGGUUAUAGAUACCGCCGUGCGCGAGACCCAGGCGCUUGUUCUAUCCCCGACCCGCGAACUUGCGACACAAAUCCAGAGCGUUGUGAUGGCGCUGGGCGAUUACAUGAACGUGCAGUGCCACGCCUGCAUUGGCGGCACCAACGUGGGCGAGGAUAUCCGCAAGCUCGACUAUGGGCAACACAUCGUCUCAGGUACCCCUGGCCGUGUUGCUGACAUGAUCCGCCGGCGCCACCUCCGCACACGCCACAUCAAGAUGCUCGUGCUCGACGAGGCCGACGAGCUGCUCAACCAGGGCUUCCGUGAGCAGAUCUACGACGUGUAUCGCUAUCUGCCGCCUGCCACCCAGGUCGUUGUUGUCUCGGCUACAUUACCCUACGACGUGCUCGACAUGACCACCAAGUUCAUGACGGACCCCGUCCGCAUUCUCGUCAAGCGUGAUGAGUUGACGCUCGAGGGGCUGAAGCAGUACUUCAUCGCUGUUGAGAAAGAAGACUGGAAGUUCGAUACGCUAUGCGAUCUCUACGAUACCCUCACCAUCACCCAGGCCGUCAUCUUCUGCAACACACGGCGCAAAGUCGACUGGCUCACAGACAAGAUGAGAGAGGCCAACUUCACAGUCAGCAGCAUGCACGGCGAUAUGCCGCAAAAGGAGCGCGACAGCAUCAUGCAGGACUUCAGGCAAGGCAACAGCAGAGUGCUCAUCUCGACUGACGUCUGGGCUCGCGGUAUCGACGUCCAACAGGUCAGCUUGGUCAUCAAUUACGACCUGCCCAGCAACCGUGAGAACUACAUUCACCGCAUCGGUCGUUCUGGUAGAUUCGGCCGUAAGGGUGUCGCCAUCAACUUCGUUACUAGCGAAGAUGUGCGCAUUCUGCGGGACAUUGAGUUGUAUUAUUCGACUCAGAUUGACGAGAUGCCUAUGAACGUGGCGGACCUUAUUUCUUGAUUUGCAACGCCGUUGGGCCAGUUUGAGAAGAGAAGCUAUUGCUCGCGUCCAGUCCGCUGGACGCUCAGCUCAACUAAAAUGGUUGUGGGAGGAAAGGGGACACAAUCGUUCAAGCUGUCAUAUCGAGAUUGUACCAAAAUUUGUGCGCCGAGUUGGCGUUUCAGGGGCGCGGGACGGCAAAGCCUCCCCACGGGGCAAGAGCCAUUCCGUUAUUUUCGCUAUGGGUCUCGACAGGCAUAUCGGGG